Molecule: messenger RNA, 2133 nt
Organism: Oryza sativa Japonica Group (Japanese rice)
Lineage: Eukaryota; Viridiplantae; Streptophyta; Magnoliopsida; Poales; Poaceae
Source: RefSeq, a predicted model, not a curated record
GAGAGUAGGCUAUUUAUCGCUUUGACUGUUCUACAUCUUGCCUCGCCGUGCACCGCAGUCCGCCGCACUACCAGCGCCGGCGCUUACCGUCGUUACCGACGCAGCCUCGCCUACACUACACCCUCGAUCCUUCCCCAACCACCACCGCAGCAAAUACACCGCCGCGGCGCCGCGCCUCUUGGAGGCUUCGACGCGCGCCCAAAAAGCGACCGCGGCUUCCCGUUCCCGAACACCACCACCCCUCCCCCGAAUCGAAUCCAAUCAAAUCCAAUCGAAUCGCCUCUCCGUCCUCCGCGGCGGCGGGCCGCCAUGCCGCUGCCGACGAUGACCCACUCCUCCUCCUUCCUCCGCCUCCCCGCCACCUCCUCGCCGCACCCGCCGCCCGCGGAUGAUGCUUCCGCGGCCUACGCCGUCGUCGUCCUCAACCAGCGCCUGCCCCGCUUCGCCCCCCUCCUCUGGGACCGCGCGCGGCUGCGGGUGUGCGCCGACGGGGGUGCCAACCGGGUGUUCGAUGGAAUGCCGGAGCUGCUGCCCGCCGAGGACCCGGACCAGGUCCGCAUGAGGUGACCGAUAGUUUCCAGCUUUAUUUAUCCCCCCCCCCCCCCCCCCCCCCCUACUGUUCUUUGUUUGCAUGUGUCCUCUCCUCGCGCGUUUUGAGUCAGGCUUGGCGGUCAUGAUGGAAUGCGUGGGAGGCGAGUGAAUCUUGUUUUCGUUAGUAUUUCAUUAUGCAGAGGAGUGAAACUGUAAAUGUUGUCAUGGAAGCGAGUACUGUCUAGCUGAACCAGAUACCACUAGUUAAGUGUUAUUUCUCGAUAUGUUUAUCUCCCAUGCUUUACAUGUUUCCGUUAUUAUAUGUUUAAGCAAAUGCUGAAGUUCCCCUGAUAUGUUCAAGUUGAGUAAUUUAGUAUGCAACACCUUAUAGAUGUUAAUUUCCUGUUGGGUUAUGGUUUAGUGCUUUAGCUAACGAAGUGCUCUUUCAUUUGAUGAACUCUGUUAAAAGUUUUGUUCUUAUCUGCAUGAUUGCUAGUUUUGUUUUCGGUGAGCUUAGAAUAACAUUCUUAAAUUAGCCGAAGUUGCCCUCACAGACCUGAAUGUACGCGAUAUUGCGCCAAAGGCUAUCUGAAGCCACACAAAAUUACUCAAAAUCUGGGAUGAACUACAGGUCUAAAGCAGCUUCAACUUGUGUCUUCUUCACUAUGAACUUUUUUUUCCUAUCUUUGGUUGCCAAAGGUUUGGGAGACAUUUAUGCAUCCAACAGAGGAGCAUGGCUAGUUGAUUUGCCAUACCUGGUAGUUGGCAAGAGACUGUUUUCUUUAAAUUGUUGGUUGGGUUUAAAGACAGCUUCUUUGUUGGGUGUUCAUAUAUUUAUUAAUUUGUGCUCAUCUUCCUGCAGGUACAAGCCAGAUGUGAUCAAAGGGGAUAUGGACUCAAUAAGGCCAGAAGUGAAGGAAUAUUAUUCCAAUCUGGGUGCCGAAAUAGUUGAUGAAUCACAUGAUCAGGACACCACUGACCUGCAUAAAUGUGUAUCAUUUAUCACCAGAAAUCCACCUGGCUCUGAAGAGUCUAAUCUGUAUAUUCUUGUUCUUGGUGCACUUGGAGGAAGGUUCGAUCAUGAGAUGGGGAACAUCAACGUGUUAUAUCGCUUCUCAAACAUCAGGAUUGUCCUCCUGUCUGAUGACUGCUCAAUCUUUCUGCUCCCAAAGACGCACAGCCACGAGAUCCAUAUCGAGCGAUCAAUCGAGGGUCCUCAUUGUGGAUUGAUUCCAAUGGGUUCACCAUCGGCUAGCACUACCACCACAGGGCUCCGGUGGAAUUUAGAUAAUACUAGCAUGAGCUACGGUGGACUGAUAAGCACAUCUAACAUCGUGGAAGAGGAAACAGUUAGGAUCACUUCAGAUUCUGAUCUGAUUUGGACAAUAUCACUCCGGAACUGAGCUUUAAAUUACCCAUAAAUGUAUCUUGAUCCAAAUUUUGGCUCCUUAGUAUAGCAUGGAUGGGCUACAUUUUUGUAACUUAGAUUUUUUUUUCACUGAUCUACUGUUAGUAAACAGGAAAGGUAUCCAUAUGUGUAAGCCUCUUGGACAUGCAUCCAUUAUAGAAAAAAAUAUUAUUAACUGUGUUGUUCAAUUCUCA